Molecule: messenger RNA, 576 nt
Organism: Didymodactylos carnosus
Lineage: Eukaryota; Metazoa; Rotifera; Eurotatoria; Philodinida; Philodinidae
Source: the annotation of a GenBank genome assembly
AUGUUUUCAAAACCAUUGUUGGUAGAUUUAUGGUGGAUUGAUCCUCAAGGGAAUGUCCAAAUGGUAAUUAAAACAACAGAAUUAUACGUUUAUUUAUGCAAACAAGAGAGACACCCUAAAACAUUAAAUAAUACUACAAUCAUUCCUCAUCUACCAGCCCAUCUUCCACCACAACACAUUGUUUUAAUAAAAUAUGUCAAAAAUUUGGUUACCAAUGAUGAUGUAAAAGAUGAAUUGAACUCUCGUUUCGAAAGUGUAUUUGCAAUCGACUCUAUGUCAGGAGCAACGAAUGAACGCAGUCGACACGUGAAAAUUGAAUUCCUUCAAAAGAAUGAAAUAGAUAGUUUAUUAAAUUCAGCAUGGACAAACAUUGGUAGCAUGACUAGUACACGAUACUUGCACACAGCAUCCACAUUAACAAAUGGACAAGUGUUAGUUACUGGUGGAUACACUAGUAGUGCUGCUACAAGUGGUGCUGAAUUGUGUGAUCCAACCUCAGGAAACUGGACAACUACUGGUAGCUUGCAUACUGCACGAUACGAGAACACAGCAGCCACAUUUUGGUUUUUAGACUGA